CUCAAGCUUUCCCAUUGUGGAAACCAAUCUAAAAAUGGCCACUUUUUCCAUUUGCCUUCUCUUCACCUUUAAUUUCAUUAUCUUCUCAAACUUCUGCAAUACUGCUUAUGGCAUCUUCUGUGAGGAAACCACCGAGGCAAUAACAAUAAAGCGUUUAGAAAAAACAUCCCACCUCCACUUCUACUUCCAUGAUGUCAUUAGUGGGAAACAACCUAGUGUUGUGAAAAUUGCAGGACCACCAAACAGCACCGGGUAUGGAUUUGGAGCCACUAUGAUCAUGGAUGAUGCAUUGACAGAAGGGCCUGAAAUCAGCUCAAAGCUGGUUGGAAGAGCUCAAGGGAUGUAUGCCAUUGCCGCACAAGAAGAGUUGUCAUUGCUAAUGGUUAUGAAUUUUGCAUUCAUUGAAGGAACUUACAAUGGCAGCAGCAUCAGCAUCCUUGGGAGGAAUCCUGUUCUCAAUGAUAUAAGGGAAAUGCCAAUUGUUGGAGGUAGUGGGGUGUUUAGACUUGCUCGUGGCUACGCAUUGGCCCAUACAAUUCGGCUUGAUUACAAAACUGGAGAUGCCACUGUUGAGUACCAUGUCUAUGUAUCACAUUAUUGAGUUUCAUAUUGAGCUAGAGUGACAUGGCAUCUGCCAUGAGCAGUCAUGUCACAAAUGUAGCUGUAGCUUGGUUUUCUCUUUCUGGGCUUAUGUUUAUUUGUUGCUUCACAUGUCUUUUGCAGCAGUCAAUAUUUUUUUCUUUAAGUUAUGGAACAUUGAUUACUUUAUACAAUCAGAAAUGGUUAUCUUUUCUCUUA
Molecule: messenger RNA, 798 nt
Organism: Theobroma cacao (cacao)
Lineage: Eukaryota; Viridiplantae; Streptophyta; Magnoliopsida; Malvales; Malvaceae
Source: RefSeq, a predicted model, not a curated record